Messenger RNA from Perognathus longimembris pacificus (Pacific pocket mouse), 447 nucleotides. Its product is annotated as lymphotactin-like. The transcript has 3 exons. Bases 17 to 361 code for a protein of 114 amino acids. Gene Ontology annotation, biological process: cellular response to interleukin-1; positive regulation of T cell chemotaxis; positive regulation of ERK1 and ERK2 cascade. The record is from RefSeq and is a predicted model, not a curated record. Gene Ontology annotation, cellular component: extracellular region. Gene Ontology annotation, molecular function: chemokine activity; CCR chemokine receptor binding. Lineage: Eukaryota; Metazoa; Chordata; Mammalia; Rodentia; Heteromyidae.
CAGCAGAACCUUAGCCAUGAGACUUCUCCUCCUGACCCUCCUGGCCCUCUGCUGUCUCUCAGCAUGCCUUGUGGAAGGUGUGGGAAGCGAAGUCCCAGAAGAGAGUAUCUGUGUAAGUCUCACAACUCAGAAACUGCCAGUCAAAAGAAUCAGGACCUACACCAUCAAAGAGGGCUUCAUGAAAGCUGUAAUUUUUAUCACCAGACGUGGCCUAAAAGUAUGUGCAGAUCCACAAGACAAAUGGGUGAAAGCAGCCAUCAAAAGUGUGGACAACAGAUCCAGAACUACAAAGGACAUGAUCCAAACCAAACCUACUGGAACCCAAGAGUCCACUAGUACAGCUAUAACUUUGCCUGGGUAGUGGCCUUCUGAACAGUUUCCUGCACUGCCAGCCAGCUCACUUCAUGUUAUAAGCUGAUGGAUGACAAAGAUUAUAAGUUAUGUUUU